Molecule: messenger RNA, 6531 nt
Organism: Branchiostoma belcheri (Belcher's lancelet)
Lineage: Eukaryota; Metazoa; Chordata; Leptocardii; Amphioxiformes; Branchiostomatidae
Product: tankyrase-like protein
Exons: 34
Coding region: 108-4373 (1421 amino acids)
Molecular function (GO): NAD+ poly-ADP-ribosyltransferase activity; protein binding
Source: RefSeq, a predicted model, not a curated record
AGGAAGCAAAGGCAGCCCUUGUGUCUCAAGCCACACAGGUCAACAAUCAUGGCUGCACACCCCUACUCACCUGCACAAAGGCUUAUGCAGAGUUUGAGCCCCGUGGAAUGAAGGACGAUGCAAUAAGGAAGGCCUAUGAACAUGGAAGAACUAUGAUGCAGAUGCUGAUAGAACUGUGUGGAAGUGACAUUAAUGCACAGGUGCAAAGUGAGAAGUACAAGAAGGAGAAUGAGUUUGCUACUGCAGUGCACUUCAUGGUGAAAGCCAAUGAUCCUCUUGCCAAGAUUGAUGGAGAUUGGUCCGAGGCUCCAGGGCUGCAGACAUUGCUGAAGUACAAACCUAAGCUGGAUGUUGUUGACAAGAAGGGGCGGUCACCUCUGGUGAGAGCCAUCCUACAGAAGAAAACAAAGUGUAUAGAACUGUUGGUGGACUCUGGUGCAGAUAUCAACAUGAGAGCCUGUGAUUUGAAAGAGGAUGGCAUGGCCUACCCCAUACUGCUGGCCACAAGGCAGAAACUACAGGGUGUGGUCGCCAUGUUGGCCAAAAAGGGAGCCAAUGUCAACAGCAUAGAUGAGAGGGACAAGAGAACUGCCUUGCAUGUUGCUGUAUCUGGAUCCACAAUUACGGAGGUGGAAUUUGCUCUUCUGGACACACUGCUUGAUGCUGGAGCCAAUGUAGAUGCAGUGGACAAUAAACAGAGGACCCCUCUACACAUUGCAGUCAAUGCCAAUAGUGGGAGUACAGAUUCCACUGCUGAGGUUGAAGAGAAACUGCUGGAAAAAGGAGCUAAACCAGACACGAGGGACAUCAGGGGACGGAUACCUCUGCAUUAUGCUUUUGUGAAGAUCAAAGACCACCAGAACAAAACAGCAAUCGACCCCAUUGAGGUGACAACGACCUUAACAGUUGCCAUGAAUGGGCAGGGAAUUGAUACAGCUGAUGAGUUUGGGCAGACCCCUCUGCACAGGGCUGCCUUCAGGGGAGCCACUAUCUGCUGUCUGCACCUGGUAGAGAAAGGUGCUAACAUAGACAAGAAAGACUUGGAAGGCAACAGUCCUCUCAGUUUGGCUGUCAAGGGAGGACACAUCAGCUGUGCAAUCAUGCUGAUUCAGAAGGGUGCAGACAUCAUCAGCCAUGUGGUGACAGUACCACCACAACCUCCGGCACCAGAGAAAAACCCAACAUGGGUGUGGAAGCCACUGAUAAAGCAGCCUCCAAAGGUUGAGAAGGACUCACUGUUCUGUGCUGUAGUAGAGCGAGGCUGGCAGGGUGUGACGUACAUCAUGCUGGACAGGCUACAAGCCUGCAAGCUUCCUUUCUUUGUGGCCAUUGAGGGUGCUCUCCAUGCCAUGAAGUACCGUCUGGUGCUGACCCUAAUGAAGAAGGUGAGAGAAGACGUCAAGCUCCAGACAACCAACACCAAACAGCAGAACCUCCUCCAUGUGCUGUCUCUCAAUGCACCUGGAGAUGAUGCCACAGACCUACCUGCUAAGGUUGGAGAGGUGCUGCUCCAGAGAGGUGUGGCAUUGCGAGCCCAAGAUGAAAAUGGCUGCACCCCUCUCACAUAUGCAGCCGUGUCACAGAAUGUGUCACUCUGCAAGCUGUUCCUGGAGAAGAAACCAGAGAUUGCCAAAGUUCUAUUGUCAAUGUCCGACAAGAAGGGACGUACCCCGCUGGCUGCACUGCUGUGGGAGAAUGUCCUGCUGGACAGAACACUGGAGAUUCUCAAGCUGUUCUUGGACUGUGGUGCCUCCCUGAACAUCCUGGCUGACUUCCCACGAGUGAACUACCUGUCUAUCCAGCACCAGACGGCAGAGGGCACCGUGGAGGAGUACUACAAUGGGAACAUGGCAACUGUCAAGACCACACCACUCAUGCGAGUCAUUAAUGUCCAUGCUAUCAAGGCUGAACGACUGAUGCUGCGAAGUGAAGCCGAUGUCAACCUCAAAGAUGCAGAGGGGAGAACAGCCAUCAUGCAUGCUGUCAGAGAGAAUGACAUCAACUUUGUAAGGCUUUUAUUGGAUCCCAACUAUGUUGAGGAACCAGCCAAACCUCCUGGACUGAAGAAGACUCAGUCUAAUGCCUCUGCACGUGGUGGUACUCAACGUAGGCCACUGGCCUUUGGGCUUCAGCAACAGGAUGAAGAUGAAGAUGGAGAAGAGGAUAUGGAUGAGGAUGAUGUUGAUGAAGACAUGGAGGAUGAUAUAGAGGAUGGGAUGGAUAAUGAGGAGGAGAUGGACAUGGAUGAAGAUGAAGGAGAGGAGGAGGAGGACAAUGUGGAUGAUGAGGACUAUGUCCCUAGUGGUACUGAGAACAGUGAAGAGUCUCAGGAGUCACAAGAACAGCCACCUUUAAGGAAAGGAGGAAGAGCAAUACACAAGGCAGCAGGAGGACUUGCACCUGCAAAGGAGCUGGUCAUGAACAUGACUGAGACAAUGCUGAUCACUAAACCAGCUGACAAUUACAUCAAACCAGACCUUGGAGCCAUGGACAACAAGGGGUGGACUGUUGUGCACCACCUUGUACAGCCAAUGGAAUAUGGCAGCUAUGAAAAUGUGGAAAUUCUUGAGCUGUUGCACAAGGAAGGAGCACCUUUGGAUGUCAAAGACAAGGCAGGCAAAACACCUCUGGAUUAUGCACAAGGACUUGGCUACAUGAAACUGGUAGAGACCCUUCACAAACUCCUGGGAAUGACAGGGACAUUGACUUCUCCACCUAAGACUACAGACUGGGAUGACGGCAUGACGUGGGCCGGUCCUCCUCCUGACUUCAGACAGGAUGCUGAGGCCGUGCUGACGCAUGUUGAGGAGCAGGAACGGGAGAGGCGUCAGAAGGAAGGGCAGGACUUGGUGGCACUGGUGGACCAUCAUGCUGAUGUGAAGGCAGGGACUGGGGAAGUUUUGGUUGACCCAGAACUCAACUUGCCAUAUGACAUGCUGGGAACCAAGGUGGAUGUGCAGUAUGGCAAAUAUGGCAUGAACAACUUCUACAAAAUGCAGGUGAUUCACCAGAAGGGGAAGGACAUGUACAUCCUGCUGAACCGCUGGGGUCGGGUCGGGGACUCAGGCCAGUUCCAGCGCACGCCUUUCCUCAAGCCUGAAGAUGCCGUCAAGGAGUUCUGCAAAAUCUUUAAAGCCAAGACUGGGAAUGACUGGAAGGAUGUGAAGAAUUUCCAGAAGCAGCCUAAGAAGUACCACCUGGUACCUCUGGCAGAGCAGGCCCACUGUAGGAAGGAGGCAGCUACAUUUCCCAUCAACCUCAGCAACCAGGCACUGCCUUCCAAGUUACAGGGCAAGGUCAAGGGCUUCAUGGAGGAACUGACCAACCUGCACACCUUCAGUGACAGUAUGAGGGUUACUGGAGUGGAUCAGUCCAUGAUGCCAUUUGGUCGCCUGAGGAAGGAAGCUAUGGAAGAGGGAAUGAAACUUCUGGCAGAAAUCAAUACUGUGGUGGAGAAGGCAGAGGAGCAGCAGAAGGAAUCCUUCCCAGAUGUUGAAAAGUACCAGGAGGACAUGGAGAAGGUUGCAGAGCUGAGUAACAAGUACUACCAGCUCAUCCCUCCAGGCAAUUACUCCCAUGAGAGGAUGGGAGCCCUGGUUGAUCAGCGUGCCAUCAAGAAGGAAUUUGAGAAGCUGUCCAGCCUAAUGGACCUGGAGGUGGCCAGUAAGGUGCUUGUGGGUGCCCAUCACAAGAGGGAAGAGGUGAAUGCACUAGACUAUGUCUACAGAGCCAUUGGAUGCCAGAUCCAGUUGGUGGACCAGGAGAGUGAUGAGGCCCAGUAUAUCCUCAGAUACAUCCACAACUCAGACAAUAAAGCAAAUGUGAAGGCCAUCUUCAGACUAGCUCGUCCAGGGGAGACGGAGCGGCUGUCCAACUGUGGAGUGGGGAACAGUCAGCUGCUGUUCCAUGGCAGCAGUCCCACCAACAUCAUCAGCAUCCUGCACAAGGGCCUGCUGGUGGCCCCGCCUGAAGCGCCUGCAUCAGGAUACGCAUAUGGCAAGGGCAUCUACUUUGCUGAUCAAUUUGCCAAGAGCAAAAGCUACUGUUACAACUUUGGGUCAUCAAGCAAAACUAAAUUCAUGUUACUGUGUGAGGUUGCCCUUGGAAACUCGAAAGGCCUGAACAACCCCAUGUACAUGGAGGCACCUCUUGAGGGUUUCCAUUCCACCAAAGGUUUGGGCAGGAGGGAGCCACUUCCAACAGGGAACAUCACAGUCCAACAAGGUGUGACCAUUCCUUUGGGUGAGAUUGUUGACGCCCCACCAACUGAUGAAAGUCAGGGUUACCGGUGGCAGUACCUUUAUCACCAUGAGUACAUCGUGUAUGACCCUGCCCAAGUUCGACUCAGAUACCUUGUCCAGUUUGAGGACUAGAAGUACCUGUUCUGUAUGGAAGUGGCAGGAAAAAAAUCUUUAGAAUAUAUAGUUACUGUACUAGUCUCGUGAUCUAGGCAGAAACAGAUUUGGUGCAUGAAUGAGCCUUUUUAAUAGCAGGCAGAAGAGUAAUGCUCACAUAAUAACAAAAACAUUUUGGGAAAAUUAGAACAUCAGUUACAGAUGUCCAGGAGAAACGUGUAUCCAUGUCUAUUAAGAAUUGGUACAUGUAGUUAAUCCCAGGCACUGUUUGCUGCAGUCUCCACUAGUAUCCUGUAUAUUUGCAUUUUAGACAGAAUUACAGAUGCAAAACUUUAUCAAGGAUUUACAUUUUUAGAUGGUAAUUGUUAGUGUGUCAAGCCUGAUUUAGAUUUUAGAUACUUUCAGAUUGGCCUGAUAAAAUUACUUAGUGGCCUAGAAGUACAGUAGCCCCACAAAGGCCUGGCAUUGGAAAAUUUUAUGUAACAACAGACUGCUUUAAGAUAUUUUGCUGAUAAAUCAGUCACAUGAAGUGAAUGUGGUGUGAAUCACAGUAAUGUUGAGGAGUGCAUACUGAUUUUAUGAACUAGUCACUUUUGGGAAUUUGUAGAACAGUAUAUACAUGAGAAUGUAUUUGUAAUUGAAAAUACAAAUGUAGUACCAGUAAUUGUGAAAAUGUAACUGUUCAUUGCUAACUGUACCUGAAAGUAUGAAGAAAGAUAGGAUUACAGCUCUGUUCAAGUCAGUACUGUCAUAUUACAAUGGUCAACACAUUUGGCCUAGUUUUGUAAUCUUAUGAUUACACUGGCCUAGCAAGUAGCAGGAUAUGAUAGUGAAGAUUUUGAAUAGCAUUUUUUCAUUACUAGACUCAGGUGCUUUUUGUAAGUUUGAUACCCAUACUUUUUUUUACAUAAUUUUGAAAUUUUCCCAUUCUUCACUUAAGCAUUAGCUCAUGCUUUAUUGCACUAACAAUAUCAUAAUGAAAUCAGACAUAACUUUCCUGUAAUUACAACAGUCCUGCAUUCUAAGAAAUAUCCUGGAAGUAUAUGUUUUGUUCAGAACUUCAGAUACAUUUAUAUGUGCAUCAAUGGGAUAAGACCAAGUCAAGUAAUGUGAAAUGUUGCUUUUAGGGCAAGGCUAUGAACAAACCCAUUAUAUUGCAAGCACUGCAUCAUGUAUGCUGUCAGUGCUUAUGCUGCUCAGGGCAGUCUCAAAGACUAAAAAAGCCUGAGACAAUGUACAUGGAAUAUCUUGUCCCUAUACAUUGUACAAUCUUACGUUUUUGCUACUUUAAUUGAUACUAGUGCCAUUCCUGCCAUCUUCAUGAAAUAGCUUGCAACUUACUGGUGUAGCUGGUGUAACCCAAUAUUGUAGAACCACUUUGUUAUACAUGUAAUUAGGUGUGCUGUUUACAAUGCAUCUUGAAAGUCAUCAAUUUUUUGCAAAGAUGUGGUUUCCUUGGAAGUGAAGAAUGGUACUCAGAUCUAGAGGUGAAGUGUAUGAACAACCCAUAAAUUUCAGAGCCCAUUCUUGUGUUACAGCAUGUUCUGGUACAUGUAUGCACAGCACUUGCCCAGAUCUUUUCUUACAAAGCAGGUGUUGUCUGUACAGGUGACUUGUGAGUGGCAGUUUUUGCCACCUGCUUGUCUUUAGUGUUGGUGUGUAAUGCAGCUUGCAUUUCUAAAUCAUGAUGCCAAAAAUGAGUGUCCACAAGCAGGGGAGAGCGCGGCCUUGCCUUGCCACUGGAUAGGGUUGCCUGGAGAUGCCGAGUAAAGACCAGUACUACUAGCCGAUCUACUGCAGACCCCUGUGGCAGGGACACCAGCAGCAGAAUAAUCAAAUCCUGGAUAGUGAGUGACAAAUUCUUGUCAGCUUUUAUGUGACACUGUCUGGUUUCAGCUGAAGUGAAACAUGUACUUACCAACAACUCAGUGUAUAAUUCCUGUGUACCAGAGAUCUUGGAGUACCACAAGACAACAUUGAUAGAUGAAAUACCCAAUCUGAGUUUGAUGACCAGUGACCACUACCUGGAUGUAAAAAUGUGUUUAAAUUGCCACUGGUAACAACUGUAUUAACUUGGUAAACCUUAGUCAUCUAUAUAAAGAGGACUGUCAUCAUAUUGAUCAAAUUUGUUACAGUAGAUCUAACAGCAGACCAAUAAAUUGCACUGGAACUGCAA